This is a messenger RNA of Monopterus albus (swamp eel), 3552 nucleotides long. It is a transcript of the gene bmal2, whose product is annotated as basic helix-loop-helix ARNT like 2. Gene Ontology annotation, cellular component: cytoplasm; transcription regulator complex; nucleus. The transcript is spliced from 17 exons. Bases 203 to 2122 code for a protein of 639 amino acids. Gene Ontology annotation, biological process: regulation of DNA-templated transcription. The record is from RefSeq and is a predicted model, not a curated record. Gene Ontology annotation, molecular function: DNA-binding transcription factor activity; protein dimerization activity. Lineage: Eukaryota; Metazoa; Chordata; Actinopteri; Synbranchiformes; Synbranchidae.
CCUACUGCACCGCGCGCUGACGUUUAUGCCCUCAUUCCUUCGGCUUUUUUCGUCAUCCAGAAAAUAAGGCACGUAUUCAAUACUCCACUUUCUUUUUGGCUCUCUCACAACCUGUCCAAUUAAAACAAUAUAUCGGAGUAGUCGACCGCCUCAUCCAUGCAUUGGAGUCCUGGGCCCCAGUGCAUUGGCUCCCGCUUCAGCCAUGUCGGCCAGGAAUGCUUCGGCUGGCGGCGGUGACAGAGCGGGAGGCGAACCGGCAGAGGAUGUGCUGGUUGAGGAAAACCAAAGCAGUUCAGUCUCUCUGCCCAGCGUGAUGACCCCAUCCUCAGCUGCUGGGAUGUCCUUGAGUGUGGAGAUGCCCCGCAAGCGCAAAGGCAGUGUGGACAACCAGGAAUCCAAAUCCACUUCCAUCCCUGAUGCAGAUAUGGAAGAUGACCAAAACAGGUCAGAUGGAGAGGACCAACAUGUCAAAAUUAAAUGCUCCAGGGAACCACACAGACAAAUUGAGAAGAGGAGACGGGACAAAAUGAACAACCUUAUUGACAAGCUGUCAGCCAUGAUCCCCACUUGUAACCCCAUGUCUCGUAAGCUGGACAAACUCACUGUGCUCAGAAUGGCUGUGCAGCACCUCAGAUCUCUCAAAGGUUCAGCGAGCUCCUUUUCUGAAGCUAACUACAAGCCUUCAUUCCUUCCUGAUGAGGAGCUCAAACACCUCAUCCUCAAGGCUGCAGAUGGGUUCCUGUUUGUAGUGGGCUGUGAUCGUGGGAAAAUAGUUUUUGUCUCAGAGUCCAUCAUGAAGAUAUUAAAUUAUAGUCCGGCGGAGCUGAUUGGGCAGAGCCUGUUUGAUUACAUACACCCUAAGGACAUGGGAAAAGUGAAGGAGCAGCUGUCAGCUUCUGAAUUAUACCCUCGUGAACGGCUAAUAGAUGCUAAAACUGGUCUGCAGGUCCAGGCUGACCUCCCAGUUAGUGCAGCACGAAUGUGUUCGGGCGCACGGCGUUCUUUCUUCUGCCGCAUGAAGUACAACAAAAUUUCUGUCAAAGUGGAGAAGAAGGAGUUCCAGGCAAGCGCCUCUAAAAAGAAAGAGUCACAGAAGUACUGCACAGUCCACUGUACAGGCUACAUGCGCAGCUGGCCUACUAGUCAGUUGGGAGCAGAGGGUGAGGGGGAGGCAGAUAAGCAGGAUGGCUCCCACUUCAGCUGCCUGGUGGCGGUGGGACGAGUCCACUCCCACUCAUCUCCACAGGUUAACGGAGAAGUCCGAGUGAAACCCACAGAGUUCAUCACCCGCUACGCCAUGGAUGGCAAAUUCACCUUUGUCGAUCAAAGAGCGACAACCAUUCUUGGUUAUCUACCCCAAGAGCUGCUUGGGACAUCAUGCUAUGAGUACUUCCAUCAAGACGACCUGCCCCAUUUAGCCGACAGACAUCGAAAAGUGCUGCGGACUAAAGAGAAGAUAGAGACAAACUGCUAUAAGUUCAAAACAAAAUACGGCUCUUUUGUCACUCUGCAAAGUCAGUGGUUUAGUUUUGUGAAUCCCUGGACCAAAGAAGUAGAAUACAUAGUGUCAACUAAUACAGUCAUAUCGUAUGAUCACAGCCGAACAAGCCAGUCUGGAAACAAGUCUGAACAGUCAAGCAAUUUCAAGACUUCUGAAGAAGAUGACAAAAAGUCCCUCCCAGUUAUACCAGGCAUUUCCACCACACCUGGAACUAUGAUUUAUGCUGGAAGCAUUGGGACCCAAAUUGCCAAUGAGCUGCUGGAUUUCAACAGGAUGAACUCAUCACCUUCCAGCGGUAAUGUCAGCCCAUUCAGUCUACCACAGGAUAAGUCCCCUCAAAAUCACAAUCAGAACAGCAACAAUGUGCCAAACGGUGAAGCAGCCGACAUGGAGAUAGCUGGAAAGUCUAGCUCAGAGGAUGAGCCUCAAGGAGCAGCAUUCUCAGGAGGGGAGACACUCAUGGGAGAGAAUUCCCAGCUGGAUUUGGACAGUGUGGUUGGACCGGGCCUUAAUAGUCUUAGCAACGACGAAGCCGCCAUGGCAGUGAUCAUGAGUCUCCUGGAGACAGACACAAACUUUGGAGAGGCUGUGGACUUGGAAGAGAUGCACUGGUCUUUAUAGAAUCUGCUGUUGCAGUGUGACGCUGGCGCACACUGAGGAAAAAAAAACACUUGGACCAUCAGUUUUUGAUGAUGAGAACUGCUUUGAUGCCAAGACCAGGCAUUCUGUUUUUUAGACUUUUUUUAUUUAUUAAUUACAUUUUUUCACAUAAGCUGUGUAGCCUUCAGAUGGCUGCUCUAACAGGGAGCAGGAUUGAUGACAAUAAGGGACAUCUGCUUUCCCUGUUCAGGAGGAGGAUGUGCCUCUACAGCCUUACAGCGGUCUGUCUGCCCUGAAACAUUGUUCCUCACUGCUUUCCUCACAUCUACUGUCAUCUUCCAUUUAACUGACGAGGCCUCUAUAGAUUGAAGAACACAAAUGAUAGUGAUAUGAUGUACAUCAUGAUGGCUUUGGGUUCCUGCUUAUAUUCCUCUCCUCCAUCUACAUUUGAACAAAGGUUUGGGGGUGACCAAGCAAAAAACAUGCACUGAAUUGAUUUCAUGUUUUUUAAAAUGUUGUAAUUUGGUUAGGUACUGUAUUAAUAAUUAAAAUGCAAGGAAGAAACCUUGAUAACCCAACCCAUCUGUGUGACCCUCAGGGUCCAGCCCACAGCUAGCUUAUGUACCAAUCGAAGACCACACUUCUAUGGCCUCUAACGUUGAGACUCACCCAAUUAUGUGCUGCUCAGAGGUUUUCUCUUAACUUGUCAGACACCGACAAGUUAAGUUUUCAAUGGAAGCAGUCCAGGAACUUCUCUUGUACAGUGAUGGGAACAUGCUGUGUAUGUAUACAUUUGGUAUGGUUGCAGGCCAUAUCUGUCUUAAAGAGAUGGUUUGCUUAGGACAAAUAUUUUCAGUUCACAAUAUGCCCACUUCUACAGGUUGCCCUGCACUUCAUUUGCCCUUGCUUUAAGCAUUUAACAUUUCGUCUUCAUAAAUGUGUUGGAGUGCAGCUGGUUUUGGUGGUUGACCAUUCAUGAACUCCUGUGGAUUUAAGAGCAUAGCAGUGCUACAUCAUGCAAAGCAAAACAGCAUUUUAGCUAAACUAGAGGGUUGGUAGCAACAGCUGAACAGCAAGGCCAUUUCACAUAUGGGACAUUUUAUCAAUAUAUGCUUGAGGUUGAGUCUGACAGUAGACGUGUUAACCCAGGAAGUGAAGAAAACAAAGUUGGCCCAUAUAAACAUAGUAAUGACAUAGUUAUUUGUAACUGUAGCAGUAUUCUGUACUCCAUUUUAAAUUUUAUAUGCUUUCCUCUGUAAGGUACAUGGGUAUGUGGUGUAAUGAGUCUGUACUUAUUACUGUUUCUGCUUUCUAUCUUAGUUAAGCCAUAUCUUUAGCUGUUUUUAUGUACUGUUACACACUGACAGUCCUUCAAAAGGACUAGUUUUUGUGCUUGUCAAACAUACAGUAUUGUCAGGUGACUUUAUACAGCAUCAUUCCAUAAAUUCAAA